This is a messenger RNA of Guyanagaster necrorhizus, 1095 nucleotides long. RefSeq lists its product as uncharacterized. Bases 1 to 1095 code for a protein of 364 amino acids. The transcript has a single exon. The record is from RefSeq and is a predicted model, not a curated record. NCBI's taxonomy places the organism in Eukaryota, Fungi, Basidiomycota, Agaricomycetes, Agaricales, Physalacriaceae.
AUGGUCCAACAUAGAGCAGGCUUUGACUUUGGCCAUACGACCAUGGGUCAUCCACGAGAACGAAGCCGUUCUUAUAUAUAUGGAAUGCCACCACCCAAUACAAGCGUUAUAUCCAAUGCCUCAUCACCACAAUCGUCCAGGUCAAGCUCCCGGUCAAGUCAUAGUAGUGACUCUAGUAGCAGCUGUAGUGACAGCGGCUACGGUUCCGCUUCUUCUUCUUCUUCGUCUUCGUCUGCAUCGCAUCGUCGGGAUACUCAUCACCACUGGCUUGCUCACCACCGUGAUUGUCCAAGACGUGGUCCGCCAGGGUUCAUACCCUAUGAUCCGCCAUCAGACGGCGGAAUGCCGGUGAUCCCCGAUCCUUCCGCGUCUUCUGCCGCAAUCCCACAUGUCGGAUUCGAACGACCAGACCCAUUUAUACUACCGCAAGGCGCUCCCCCUCACAUACAUCACAGGCUUAGCACCCCUCCUCCGAAUCCCCAUCCAGUGCCGAACCUCAAUGCCCGCCCUCCGGACGAUAGAAUCUACGCAUUCCACGCCCAUCUACAGCAGUACUGCCACCCCAAUCCCACGGAUACCACCGGCUUCAUCCACGCUCCCUCUUUGCAGUGGGACAUCAUCCAUCCACCCUCCAGGGCGCGUUACCUACCAGGAAACGGCACCAUACACUCCCCCAAUUACACGGAAGCCGCAUGUGCACCUCCCACCGUACGUCGGAUCCACUUCACGUCAAGACACGAAUGCCUUCGUUUCUGGAUGGCGCCUGACCGGUGGGGCCCUAUCAUCAUCGACGACCCCCACCUGCCGACGGUCCACAGGAUCCUCGAAAAGAUACACGACUAUCUUCGCCAGCCGCUCAGCCAGACGGAUAUCGCUACGAUCCAUUCGAAGCCUAUCAAUCGAAGGAGACUUAACGAAGCGCGGCUUUUCAGGCUACACGACACGGCGGGUAUGCACCCAUAUCAAGGAUAUGUGAGGUCGGACGUACUGGGUGGUCAUCGACGAUUCUUCGGUUGCAUAAUGUUCAUCCAAGAUGGCCUUUGGCGAGCUUCAGUGGAUUUCAUCCCCGGUCCCGUCCCAAAACUCUACCACUAA